Molecule: messenger RNA, 4551 nt
Organism: Sphaeramia orbicularis (orbiculate cardinalfish)
Lineage: Eukaryota; Metazoa; Chordata; Actinopteri; Kurtiformes; Apogonidae
Product: engulfment and cell motility protein 2
Exons: 23
Coding region: 177-2348 (723 amino acids)
Biological process (GO): actin filament organization; cell motility
Source: RefSeq, a predicted model, not a curated record
CACAAGGCGUGGAAUAGUGUCUCCUACCAAAACUAUUUCACUGGAGAGAGGAGAUACUGAGAGCAUCAUCGAUGGCCCAGCUACAUGGGGAGCUGACACAUUGGUUUGUACAGCAGAGCUGUGAGACUGAUUGACCCCUUCAAUACUUCUCCAUCAGGUGCUACAAUAAGACAGCCAUGCCACCUCCAGCUGACAUUGUGAAGGUGGCUAUUGAAUGGCCUGGUGCUAACGCUCAGCUGAUAGAAAUGGACCAGAAAAGACCUUUGUCCUCAAUAAUACGUGAAGUAUGUGAUGGCUGGUCUUUGUCUGGCUCAGAGCAGUUUGCCUUGCGUUAUGCUGAUGGGCCUCAGCUUUACAUCACUGAGCAGACACGUGGGGAAAUCAAGAAUGGGACUAUUCUUCGUCUAGCAAUUUCUCCUGGUCGUGCUGCUCGUCAGCUCCUGGAGAGAAUCCAGUCACAUGGCAUCGAUGCUCGUCUGGAGGCUCUAAAAGAGCUGGCCAAGCUGUCUGCGGACCCAACCUUUGCCACAGAGUUCAUCAAUAUGGAGGGAAUUGGAACAUUGGCUCGUCUUGUUGAAAGUGGCACACACUUUGGAGAAAUGCUGGCCUUUACUCUCACUGCCUUUCUGGAGCUGAUGGAUCACGGCAUUGUGUCCUGGGACCUUAUCUCCCUCUCCUUCAUCAAACAGAUUGCGGGCUAUGUGAACCAGCCCAUGGUGGACGUGUCCAUCCUGCAGCGCUCUCUGGCCAUCCUUGAGAGCAUGGUGCUCAACAGCCACAGCCUGUACCAUCGAGUGGCACAGGAAAUCACCGUGGGACAGCUCAUCGGGCACCUGCAAGUGUCAAACCAGGAAAUUCAGACCUAUGCCAUUGCCCUCAUCAAUGCGUUGUUCUUGAAGGCACCAGAGGACAGACGGCAGGAGGAGUAUACUAACCCACUGGAGCAGCACCUCACUGAAAUGGCGAGCACUCUGGCCCAGAAACACCUGCGAUCCAUCAUCCUUAACCAUGUUAUUAGGGGAAACCGACCAAUCAAAGCAGAGAUGGCACAUCAGCUAUAUGUGCUGCAGGUGUUGACCUUUAACCUUUUGGAAGAACGAAUGAUGACCAAGAUGGACCCCAAUGACCAGGCUCAGAGAGACAUCAUAUUUGAGCUGCGAAGGAUCGCCUUCGAUGGAGAAAAUGACCCGACUGGUACAGAAAAGAGGAAGGCCAUGUACACCAAGGAUUACAAGAUGUUGGGUUUUACUAACCAUGUUAACCCAGCCAUGGACUUUACUCAGACUCCUCCAGGGAUGUUGGCACUGGAUAACAUGUUAUACCUCGCCAAGGUUCACCAGGACACGUACAUCAGGAUUGUCCUGGAGAACAGCAGCCGUGAGGACAAGCAUGAAUGUCCUUUUGGCAGGUGUGCCAUCGAACUCACUCGAAUGCUGUGUGAAAUACUCCAGGUUGGAGAAUUACCUAAUGAGGGCUGCAAUGACUACCACCCUAUGUUCUUCACACAUGAUCGAGCCUGGGAGGAGUUCUUCUGUGUCUGCAUCCAGUUACUUAAUAAAACCUGGAAGGAGAUGAGAGCAACAGCAGAGGACUUCAACAAGGUGAUGCAGGUUGUCCGUGAGCAGAUCACCCGGGCUUUGGCAAUGAAACCGUCAUCUUUAGACCAGCUGAAGAACAAACUUCGAGGCCUCAACUAUUCAGAGAUUCUGCGUUUACGUCAGUCAGAACGGAUGAGUCAGGAUGACUUCCAAUCUCCCCCAAUCAUUGAGCUUCGGGAGAGGAUUCAGCCUGAGAUCCUGGAGCUCAUCAAGCAGCAACGCCUCAACAGGCUGUGUGAGGGGAGCUGUUUCCGUAAACUGGGGAACCGCCGAAGGCAAGAGAAGUUUUGGUUCUGCCGGCUCUCCCUCAAUCACAAAGUGCUGCACUAUGGGGACUUGGAUGAGUCACCUCAGGGUGAAGUGCCUUUUGAGCUUCUCAGUGACAAGAUCCCCGUCUCGGAUAUCAAGUCUGUGGUGACCGGGAAGGAUUGUCCUCAUAUGAAAGAGAAAAGUGCUCUGAAACAAAACAAGGAGGUGCUGGAGUUGGCCUUCUCUGUCCUUUAUGAUCCUGAUGAGACACUCAAUUUUGUUGCUCCCAACAAAUACGAGUAUUGCAUCUGGACUGAUGGACUGUGUGCGCUGCUGGGCAGAGAGAUGGGCAGUGACCUGACGCGCAGCGACCUAGAUACUCUCAUCAGCAUGGAGAUGAAACUCCGCCUUCUCGACCUUGAGAACAUCACCAUCCCAGAAGCCCCGCCCCCUGUACCUAAGGAGCCCAGCUCGUACAAUUUCACUUACAACUACAGCUGAGAUGUGUGUAUGUGUGAGUUUGUAAUGCAUGUGUGUGUUUGUCGAGGAUGAGUAAUGCUCAGACGUUUGAUGAAUUUUGCUGUAAAUGUGGGCAAGGCUAUUAAGAUUUUUUUUUCUUCUUUUACUUUUCAGAACUUUAGAGACUUCUCUCUUUCCAACUUUGUUUAUUGCUUCACAGAGGUCAGAGGUUAUUACCAAACGUUGCUCCUGCAGCUGGUAUGACUCAGUAAAUCUAAUUUAUUGGAACAGCCAAGAAAUCUGCAAAUUAGUCUUUACAUUAAAACACUUUAGUCAAAUUAUGAAUUGAUGGAUCAUUUAAGGUCUGCAUGUGGUCUCCAUGGUAACAGAGAAUGAAGCACUAUCAUUUCAGCUUUAACAUUGUGUUCACAUGGACACUGUAUCUCUCCUCAUGAUGAACAUUCAGUGAAAUAUUCAGAGAGGGCUUUGUAAAGUCAGUUUACAGAAUUGGCCUGUUUUUAAUGUAAGUCCUUGGUCCAUUGGUUUAGUUUUGCUCUAUCAUGUGAAUCAUACUGAAGUGCAAGGCUACAACUAGUACUAGGCUUUGUGAUCUGUGAUAUAACUCCUAAUUUUGAUUGCUUGAUGAUGAGAUGUCAGAACAAAGUCAAGUGAGAGCAUGAGAUUCAAUAAAAGUAUCAUGGGAUUUUUUGGCAUUUUUUUCCCAUCUAUUUUUGCCAGUUUUCUGUGGUUGAGUAAUAGAUUGAUCAGUCAGUCAUUCCAGUGCUGCAGAAGUGUGUAUAUCCAUCAAGCCUUCUCUUUAUUCAAACUUCAUGCCUCUUCAGAUUGUUUGGCUUAAUUCUCUGCCUUUUACUUCUUUUCAUAGUCUGUUACACAGUGUGAGUAAAUAUAUCCACGGGAUAGAGGAAAUUUUGCACGUAAGUGAAGUGUGAAAAUUGGUAAAGAUGUCCUUGCCUACCAUAUGUGUCUUUGAAUGUGUGCUUGUGUGGGUGUGGGGGAGCUAUCUUUGAAUGCAACAUAAUCUCAUUGUUUCAGAAGCAUGCUGCUCACGGAAGUCGAGGUCGAACACAUUGAACGAAAUGUUAAAAAUGGCAUAGUCACUGCCUUUACUUACCAGACAGACACUCAAUCAUAGUGACAAGUUACAGCUGCUUUUUCUUCACUAAGGCAUUUCGUGGAAACUAAGUGUGAGCAUUUCAUGGCCCCUUUGUGUGAAGCAAUUUGCAGUUUUGGGGCUUAAUUUCUGAUUUGUUAACAUACUGUGCGGAUGAAAGAAAAGAGCAGCUCCAACUGACCUGUUUUAGAUGGCAUAAAUUGAAGCCUGUUAACAGACAGUAGAGUGACACGGCUGUGGGUUUUUUGGAACAUGUAGUGCCACUUGAGCAUACAGUAUGUGUGCUUUGUACAGUGAUAUAAACUACAGUACUAUUGCUUGAUGUCAUUUUCUUAUUUCCACAGUGUUAUAUGCUCUAAAACUUUUUGUGCCACUUUAAUGUCCUGUCAACUUCUAAUUCAGUACUAAUCACUGCUCACAUUUGUUUAUGCAGAAUAGAAUUAUAUUUUUGUAAAUGAUUGUACAAUUUUACCAUCUGUGAGAAAACUGAAACUAACAUUUUCACUUUGCCUGAGUCCGUACACGAUAUUCAGCAAGCUAAUUACUGUGGGAAGAACAUUUUGCAUAAUGUUUUCAGUCUUCACUUUUUUUUUAAUGUUGCCACUAAGCACUUAUUAUCUGCUUAGGUUUAGGAAUGACACUUGUUCCAGCACCUAUCGAUGAUGUCAGUGUUAAUGUAUCUUAUACUGCUGAUGGAACUGUUUGAAACACUGUUUGUGAAAAGGAUUAUAUUUGACACGUGUUUUUUUUUUUUCUAAUGAUCUUCUGUUUUGGUUGUUUUAACUGCGUAUUAAAUCGUUUUAUAAUCCAAUGAGUCAUUAAACCCUAAAGCUGCAGCUAAAAUACAGUAUAUCACUGAUUAAGGAUUGUUGUAUUGGAUGUACUAACAGGUAUGACUUGAAGUUUUAGCAUCUGGUACUCUUUUACAUGACUUGCUAAAGUAUUUAUUUACACCUGCUAGUGAUGGUAAAGAAUGACAUGUUGUUAGUUGAGAAGUAACAACAUUAAAUUUAAAUAUGGUAUUCAUAUAGACCAUUGUAUGUAUAUACAGUAUUGUGUUGCCUUAUUGAAGAAAAUGUAUUAUGUUUUGUGUGAAUAAAAAGUCUAACUACA